AUACAAAAUUUUCUUUAGAAGUGGGUUGGUUGUCUUUUUAAAUGUUGAUUUCAAUUUGUUGAUAUUUUGAUGUAAAGAAAUACAUAACAGUGCAGCAUCACUUCUUGCUUUAUAUGUCCUGGGUAUGAAGUAUCUGAACACUGUAAUCAAUGUGUGCACUAGUGUGCACUUUCCAGAUACCAGAUAUGAAAAUGCAGUCUGUGAGGUUUACAUGAGUCCUUAAAACUCCAUAGAAAUGCUUAAUGAUAAAAUGUAUGAGUCGUUGGUCUCAGCUGCUUGUAAAAAGUCACAAGUAAGCAGAUGAAGAUGCAGAAACUGUGGUCACCUCGAGAAUGUGUGCAUUUCCUGUUUUCUUUCUUUUGCUGAAUGGUUUUCACUGCACAGACUCUUGAUGGAUGGCCUAGUAGGACUGUGUCCAUUGGACAGAACCCAAGUUUUUGUUUGUGACCUCUCUGACUUGUCUGCCAACUGGAAAGGAAAGGGGAAAGGGCAAAACUGUGCAACUUUCUUUUUAUUUUCUUCUGCUGUGGUACUUAGUACAAACUCUCAUGCUUAUGGAAUAUAAACUCUAAAGUUUUGUAGGAGAAAACUAUGACAAGUCUCCCAGUUAUAAAGGAAGUUCUCAUUAUUCUGGUUUUGAGCAUAUGAUACAUUAAUAUUUUCUAGUCUUAAUACCCAAAUGUUUAUUAAUGACAGGCACUUUGUUGAACUGUUUGUUCUUUUCUUUUUUUCUUCUUCUUCUUCAAGGGAAUUGAGAUGUAGAGUCCUCAUUACUCACAUAGCUGUUAAGCUGGAGUAUAGGGCUUUGAAGCUUAGGAGAGCCUGUGCUUCUGGAAGACUCUACUGUCUCCUUCAGUUAAUGAAAAACUAUUACAAAUGGCGAGCAGAAUGUCCAGAACUAAGUGCAGAUCUACACCCUAGAAGUAUCCUUGGACUUCUGAAGGCUGGCUACCAUGGAGUUCUGAGGUCCAGGGAUCCGACUGGCAGUAGAGUUCUCAUUUACCGAAUUUCCUAUUGGGACCCAAAAGUUUUUACAGCCUAUGAUGUAUUUCGUGUAAGUCUGAUCACAUCAGAGCUCAUUGUACAGGAGGUGGAAACUCAACGGAAUGGAGUCAAGGCUAUAUUUGACCUGGAAGGCUGGCAGAUUUCUCAUGCUUUUCAAAUUACCCCAUCUGUAGCCAAGAAGAUUGCUGCUGUAGUUACAGAUUCCUUUCCAUUGAAAGUUCGUGGGAUCCAUUUGAUAAAUGAGCCGGUCAUUUUCCAUGCUGUCUUUUCCAUGAUUAAACCAUUUCUGACUGAAAAGAUUAAGGGUCGGAUUCAUCUGCAUGGGAACAAUUAUAAAUCAAGCCUACUUCAGCACUUCCCAGACAUUCUUCCUCUGGAAUAUGGUGGUAACGAGUCCUCCAUGGAGGAUAUUUGUCAGGAGUGGACAAAUUUUAUAAUGAAGUCUGAAGAUUAUCUCAGCAGCAUUUCUGAGACCAUCCAAUGAGAAGUUGUUUCCUGUGAAUGACUUCAUCUAAAAUUCAAGGAUGGGAUUCUAUCUGGUUACUAAACUCAAGACCAAACCUUCUAAACGAAUUGAUCCUUAUCUGAUCUUUAAACACGCAACAUGGAUAUUUGGAGGAUGUUUUAAUUUCAACAAUGCUCUGUUCCUUUUAAAUUAAUUAAAUGUUAGGAAAGAAGAUAUUUCUGUUUUCCCUUGAAGAGCAAACAUAGCUUCAUCUAAAGUAGUUGUUCCAGUGUUUCUUUGUAUGGUUCAGGAAAUUUUAUAUUAAACAAAACUUUAUGAUCCCAUUGUUUAAUAUUAGAUUGAUGGUUAUCUACUGGAAAGAAAUACUGUACGCAUCAACUGAUGGUGAAACAAUAUUAAUGCUCAGCUGAGAUUGGUAUCAGCUCAUAAAUCAGGUUGCAGUCUGAAUACAGAUUAAUUAGUUCAUCUCAGGUAAAUCCGACUUUAGCAUAUGCACAAUAGAAGCCUUUCAAUGUCAGUCUACACACUAUAAUAUUGCAAUCAAUGAAAUCACUAUGGUUGAUAAAGGUGAUUCAGAACUUAAGAAAAAUUUCUGGGCACAGUAGAUGGUUUCUCAUACUGUCUUGUAUUUUCAAAUAAGUAAAGAAUAUAAUUAUGGCUUCUGUUUAUAGACAGGGAAGUAGAUGUAUAUGUUUUUUACAUAGACUUGAAAAUUUAAGAGAACUACAUAAAUGAAAGGAGGUGUUUACAUUUUAAACCAUCAGCAGUGAUACCUAGUAUUUUUCAGAUUAUUCAUAAAUAAUUUGAUUUUAUUCUGAGAUAAUUGACUAUUACCUCAGAAUAUUCUGUUUAGUUUAAAUAGUCGGCAGCUGGGAUGUGCAGUCUCUACCAUAGUGCAGUUCAUUUCUAAGACUUUCAUUCAUUGAGAAAGGUGUGAUCUGAUCCUGUAUUCAGCCCAGCCUUCAAUUUGGCACAUAGGUUUAUACUUGAUGUUUCUAAUUAAUUUUAUUUUAAACUGGAACUAAUACAAGGUAAAGAACUUAAUGAAUUUAUGUUCAAAUAGUUAGACUUCUACAUUAAUUUCAUAAGAGUAUCUUUGUACAAGGAUAUUUUUCAUUGUACAAGGGUGUUUUUCUUUAUAAGAAAAUAAGUCUAAUCAGAUAAGCUGAUACUCAUGAUUCUCUGUACAUAUACUUCUGACAAAACUGAAAGGUGCAGAUAGAUGUUCUUUAGAGAACUGUUUAAUUUUGAUUUAGCAACUAGACGUUAACUUUACUAUUUAAUUUUACUAAAAAAAUCUUGCCUUUUUCUUAAAAAAUAGUCUUCUUUACUAAAUUAUAAAAUUAAAACUAUAUAAAUAAGAAUAAUAGAAAAUAAGUUAAGGAAAUAAACAGUAGUAAAACACCUCUGGUUUAUCAAACGUUUAAUCAUAGAAGGAAACCCUGAUGUCACUUUCUUUACGUAUGACUCUGUGAAGGAAUGUAAUGGUACAUUACAAUAGGAGCUAAUGUUUUAAAUGUGUACAGUAGUGAAAUAAUUAACAAUAAACUGGAGUUUAAAAUGCCAGUCAAUGUAAGUACAUUCUAUGAUGGGGCUUUGAAAGUGUUUAUUCCAUGAAGCAAUUCUACAAAGAACAUUGAUGAGCAAUAUGGGUAAACUGUUUGGAAGGUGCUGGGCAAAUAACUGGAAUUGUCUAAGUGGCUUCACCGCACUGUACCAGAAACAUAUUCUGAAAGUCAGACCCAUCAGUGCUCACUGUGCUGCCGAACUUCACAGUAAUUUACUUUACUGUUGUGAAAAAUAAACAUCGCUCUUGUAAA
Messenger RNA from Rattus norvegicus (Norway rat), 3291 nucleotides. The record is from RefSeq and is a predicted model, not a curated record. Lineage: Eukaryota; Metazoa; Chordata; Mammalia; Rodentia; Muridae.